AUGGGUACAGAUAGCAAAACAGCUAUACAACAACCGUCGUCUAAAGUAGCACUUGUUUCGUCAUCGUCAUCAGCGAAAAAUAUAAAAAAGAAAAAGUCUAAAACUAGUCAUCAUAAAUCGAAACAUAAUAAACAACAACGUUCAGAAUCAUCAUCAUCCCGAUCAUCCAACGAAUAUGAACGUAAUACAACAUCGUCAUCAUCAAAAAAACCUAUUAAAGCAAAAAAUCCGAAAGAAAAAAACAAAUUAUCUUCAACAAUAGAAACACGUAAUCAUGAUAAAAAACCUACAAAUAAUAAAAAAAAACCACAUCGUUCAAAACAUGAUUCAUCUGAAUCACCACCAAAAAGAAAUAAUGCAACACGAAGUCGAUCAAAAUCAAGAUCACGUAGUGAUAGAUCCAGUGACAGAUCAUCGUCUCGUGAAUCACCAUCUCGAUAUCGUCAAAAAAAUUCUAUACGUCGUUCGGGUUCAAACAUGCAAAAUGUUUAUUCUCCGAUGGGUCAUACAAAUUUUCCUCCGAAUAUGCCACGUCAUUAUGCUCCGCCCAAUGCUCUACAUACACGAGAUGGUCGAAUGCUUCCUUAUAUGCCACCACCGAUGAUGGGUGGACCACCGAUGCGCCAUAACAAUGGGCAUCGUCGAUCAGGUGGUAAUAGUCCACCACAAUCUUUACUUGGCGGGUAUCGGCCACCACCUGGUAAUUUCCGUGGUCGCGGUGGUCCAAUGAAUAAUCCAGCUUACAUUCAUAAUAUGGCUAGCAUGCUUAAUUUAAUACAACAACAGCAGCAGCAACUAAAACAAAAACCAGGUGCACAAAAAUUUGCCAAUCCAAAUAAUCCAAACAAUCGUUUUUAUCAACAAUUUCAAGAUAAUUAUAAGAAAAUAAGUUCAGGACAAAAAGUCAGUAAUUUAUAUCAAGCAUCAUUUCCUGUGCAACAUAUACCGCGUGAAAUGCGUUUUAAUUUUCGUUUACUUGGAAGAAAUAUUUUCACAGCAUCCGACGAAGAAGAAGAAGAAGCCGAGAAAAAGAAAGCGGCAGCCGCAGAAAAACGUUCGAAACAACGACACGAUUCAAGUUCAUCGUCGGAUUCUUCUUCUGAUACUGAUCGCCGAAAACGUCGCGACGAUGAUAAUGGUGGAGACGAAAAACCGACGAGUUCAAAGUCAAAAUCAUCACCACAACAGAAAACAUCCGGUGAACAAAAACGAUCAUCCACAAAAAAUAAUCGAAACCGUCCACAAGCAACAGCAAAUGUGCCACAUGCAAAAGCAAUGGCACCUUCGCAUGAUCUUCUAACCGAUUCUAAUGACUUUAGUUCACUUCUAGCCGGUAUUAUGCAUGGUGAAAACUCAGAAGCUCUUGCUAAUACAAUAGUUACUGCUGCAGCUGCUGUGAAUAGUAAACGGGAACGAACGAAAAAGCAGCAAGAAAAAAAAGUACAAAAAUUUAAAAAUUAUGCUCGAUUUCAACAAAUACAAGCUUCUGCCGGUGGUGUUACUCCACAAACGAACCCUGAAGAAGUCGAAAAGAAAAUUCAUGGUCUUGCUAGACGAUUGCAAAUGAAAACCAUUGGUUUGCAUGAUGAUUAUGAAUCGCAAGGUAUUAAACGAUCAGAUGAAUCUAGUGGAGAUUCAGAUACUAAUCAACGUCGUCAUCGGUCGUCUGGCUCAAGUAGUGAUCGUUCAAAAGAUAAAGAUGCUGGUAGUGAUGCUAGUACAAAUUCUCAAAAGCAACGUAGACUUAAGAAAACAACUAAAAAAAACACUAGAAAAGUGAAUGCUGCUGGUCAAAUAAUCGGUUCAAGUGAUAGUGAACAACAUCGCUCAGAUGGUAACGAUAGUGAUGGAAGCAUGUUGAAUUUAAAUGAAGAUCUUAAAACAAUCAGUUAUUAUAUCAAAGAACGUGAACGUAUGCUUCAUGAAAUGUUUCGAUGUGUUCGUGGUCACAAACUUCAGGCUAUUUUACCAGAUGCACUGAAGACACGUUCUUUUGACGAAAUUAAAGCAAAAUGUCUCGAUCAACUCGAUAUUUUAUCAAAAAAACGUAUCCGAGCAAUAUUAUUAGCUCAACCAAUGACAUCAUCGAGUGGUACGGAGGACAGUACAGACGAAGAUGAUCAAGAUUUUUUCACAUUAUAUCCACAUUUGAAAUCAUCGUUAGAUCCAACAAAUAAUAAUGCAACAACUCCGAAUACAUCAGCAACAGCAACAGCACCUUCGGCAGAUAAUAAUAAAAAACCUGUAACCAAUAGUAAAUUUCGUCCAGUACCGAUGCAAGUUGUUACUGAAAAUAAUCAAACAUCAGCAGUUCAUACUAAUCUCUUUACACCUGCAGUUGUUGGUGGCGAUGAAGAUGUCAAUGAUUACUAUGAGGGUUUUAAAAGAAUUAAAAAACUAGCUAAUCUCCGUCGUAACGAACAAGACGAUGAAUUUUUCCCAUUUCCUGAUCAAACUGGCAAACUUCUACAACCUAUUCGUUCAUCUCAACCGAAAUUUGAAUUUAAACCUAUAACCGGUUUGACGCAUAGUCAACAGGCACAUUUAGCUGCUCGACGAGCUGCUAAUCGACAACAACAGCAAAAUGAAAUACGUCAAGAAAUUGAUGAUUUACUUAAUAUUGAUGAUUUCGUUUUGCCUGAUGGUGAUCGUCCAUUAUCAUCAGCUGAGUUAUCAUUAAAUCAACAACGUCAUUAUGGUUUACCACCAAGAUUACACCAUAAAAUUCCAGCAGGACCACCAAAGAAAGGAUCAUUAGGUCAUCUACUUAAGAGAAGUAAACAAUCCGGUGAUCGUAGUCCAUCACCAAUGGUUGAUGAAAGAAAUUUAAAACGACGGCGACAAGAUCGGCGACGUUCACAAUCGUUAAGUUCGACUGGUAGUGCACAAUGGUCACGAUCGUCGUCUCGAUCAAAUAAUGAUGAUCGAAUAUCAAGACAUUCAUCACGUGAAAUGACACCAUCACUUGACAAUAAUCAUGAUGAAAAACCUGACAUGAACAGUGAUGAUAUAACUGAUAUGAAUGAUUUAUCGAAAUUACUUGAUUUGAAUGAAGAAGACGAACUAUUAUUAUUACAAAUUGAAGUCGAACAAGAAGAACGUAACAUGCGUCGAGAAGAAAAACGUCGUCGAAAAGGAGAAAAAAAGAGUAAAAAAACAAAUAAAAAAAUUAAACCGUUAUCAAGUACAGAUAGUGAAAAAAUUAUUCAGCAAUGUCUUCAUGAUCUACUUGAAGAUAUUUGUCUGCAAGAAGACAAUACAUUCAAGUUGAAACGAACUUUCGAUUCUUCCGAUGAUGAGUUGUCAAAAAGGAUUAAAUUAAAUGAAAAAAGUUGA
Messenger RNA from Rotaria socialis, 3336 nucleotides. The record is from the annotation of a GenBank genome assembly. Lineage: Eukaryota; Metazoa; Rotifera; Eurotatoria; Philodinida; Philodinidae.